Molecule: messenger RNA, 1454 nt
Organism: Punica granatum (pomegranate)
Lineage: Eukaryota; Viridiplantae; Streptophyta; Magnoliopsida; Myrtales; Lythraceae
Source: RefSeq, a predicted model, not a curated record
GACAAUCGGCAGAGAUCAUUCGGCAUGCAUAUCAUCAUUUUCUUUCGGAACGUUGGAAUCCCGAAACCAGAGAGCAAAAACGAUCAAUCCACUCCGAUAGAUGCAAUCUCAAGAAGAAAUAUCAGAUUUUUGGACAAUUAUAAGUCCUUUCAAUUCAAAGUUUAUCUGCUUGAUUUUUAACUCCUCCCCUGGACGAAACAAAAGAGCGGUGAAUUGUCUUCAAUCCAGCCCUGGUCAAGCCUCUUGUCCCGGACGAGUUCCGUUCACUGCCCGUCAAUUUUCAAUAAUUUCCCGUCCGUUACGUCCCGAUUCCGUCGCCGACAGGGAGUAAUUGUUUGGUUAAGAAGAUGUCGAGCUGGUUGUAGUGUAGCUACAUAUAGUAAAAUCGAAGGGGGUGUGCAAAGGGGGUGGGCUGAUUGAUUGCAAUGCGGCUUUUUCCUGUGAGCUCAAGUGCGGGAUCGAGCUCUGUUUCUAGCCCAGUGAAGGAGGAGGAGAGCAAUCGCACUCUGUUGUAUCUCAAUGUCUAUGAUCUCACCCCUAUAAACAACUACCUGUACUGGUUUGGUCUCGGGAUUUUCCAUUCGGGCAUUGAAGUCCACGGGUUGGAGUAUGGCUUUGGAGCUCACGAUUACCCGACAAGUGGAAUCUUUGAGGUGGAGCCGAGAAGUUGCCCAGGCUUUAUCUUUAGACGUUCGGUACUCUUGGGCAGCAUCAACAUGUCUCGCUCUCAGUUUCGUUCGUUCAUUGAACACAUUUCGGGGAAGUACCACGGGGAUUCUUACCAUUUAAUUGCAAAAAACUGCAACCAUUUUACAGAGGAAGUGUCCAUGCGCUUAAUUGGAAAGCACAUUCCUGGAUGGGUAAAUAGACUCGCUCGAUUAGGUUCUUUCUGUAAUUGUCUACUUCCACAGAGCAUUCAAGUCACUGCAGUUAGACAUCUUCCUGAUCAUCCAGCAUUUUCGGAUAUUAUUUCGGAAUCAAGUGGAUCAUUUGCGAGCGACAACAGCGGAGAGGAUGACCCAGAUCACCACCUGCUGAAAUCACCAAAUGGUGAUGUGGCAUUCUUGCAGGAAAAACCGAUUAGACUGGCAAAGGAGCUCAUGUGACGUUUCCUUCAUGGUCAUAUUUUUUCAGCACGAUGGGGCUCUCUCUGGCCAAUGGGAUCGCGCAACCUUCAAGUUGUUGAGUCGAUGAAAGGCAUUGCUGCACGAUCGGAAGAUAGUUAAUAGUGCCCAAUGCCAGUGUUGUUUGUAAGAGUGGUAUAGUUCAUACAUGCAUUCUAUUCAUGCAGCGUACAUCGUGUAUGCUGUAACUCUCGCUUUGUUCAACAAUGUAGAUACCAGAAAAGAUCUUUUCCUGGCAUUCCAUCUGCAGUUCCCUGUUUUGUAUCGUGGAUCUCAACCCUUUGUUGUGUGGGGUGUUCUUUUCAACGGUUGUGCAAUUUGUCUAGUAAA